Molecule: messenger RNA, 1796 nt
Organism: Trematosphaeria pertusa
Lineage: Eukaryota; Fungi; Ascomycota; Dothideomycetes; Pleosporales; Trematosphaeriaceae
Exons: 1
Coding region: 292-1524 (410 amino acids)
Source: RefSeq, a predicted model, not a curated record
GAUUGCUGAUGCCAGCAUCUCCGCACUAUCGAUCAAUAACUCGUGGAACCGCUGUGUUGCACCGGGGAAGAGAGCAGCCGGCAACAGCGUGCUCUUCGUAUUUUGAUCCUUCGAGCCUGGGCGGGUACGCGGUUGCCUGGAGGGAACCCCAAACAUUCGAUCCGUCACCCCAGCCCCUUGAGCUCGCAUAAAGGCAAGGUACACUCCUUCCCUUCCCUCCACCACUUUCUAUUGUCUAUUGCCGCUUCUUCAUUGACUUUACACGUUCCAUUAUUGCAAUUUAUCGCCCCGAUGGGAAGAACGAACCCACCGACAGAGGGGUAUCGCGACGACCCCGACGCGGUUUCUCUCCAUACCACACCCGACGACUAUACCUACGAUGAUGCUCCCGAGAUCACUGGGCUCCCGCCUUCGUACGCCGACAGCCAAGGCGACGCUGCUGAGGUACCGGCUGCUCCGAUCCGACAUAUUCCACCCCCGUCGCGGCGAGUGGACCAUAACAAUGGCGUAACCAUCAAGAUGGGGAAGCCCCAGGUGUGCGAGACGCAGACGUUGACAGACCCGCGAUACGAUAAGGAUCCGCUUUAUCUCGAGGAAGGCAUUCGCUCGUUUGCACGAGACGCCCCCUUUCCCUUGAUUUAUAUCAUGGGCACGCACAAGGAGACCAUCAAGCGCGGUGACAAGAAAGAGACGAAGGAAAUCACGGACUUUCGGGUAGUGAUGGACCUGCAACGCUACCUGAGGAACAAUUUCGACCCAAAUGACUCGUCGAAGAUGAAUCUGGUUACGGCCGAGAACGGGGAGAAGACGUAUCGUGGCACAAUCACAAAGCAACGCGCACCGGGCUUCAAGCAGGACAUCGAAGUGGGUGUGUCCAAGCCCGAACUCAAUGAAUGGUGCCAUCGCUAUUGCGCAUCACCCAGGAUGCUAAGGAUAUUCCGCCUCAGCCGCGUCGUCACUGGCUUCGACGAAGCCUACGUAAAGAACCGCAUUGAAGGUCUCAUCCGCAGCACCAACUACCGCGGCCACAUCAGCAUCACCUUCCCUGUCGAGGAAAAGAAUGUAGAUAUUUACACGUGCAACCGCAUCAACCAGUGGCGUCUCAAGACAUGGGUGUGUUGGAUUUUCUAUUUGACUUUCCUCUGGAUCUUCACCUGGCCAUAUCUAUUCUUCGCUACGAAGCGCUACGCUGUCGUUCGUGCCGAAUGGCCUUUCUCCACCUCUGAUCCUUACGGUAACAAGCGCUAUACCACCGUCAGCGAAGAACAGUGGUUCGAGAAGUGGCAAGUUGGUAUCAAGCGCCUCGUCCUGGAUCGAUUUCAAGGUGAAGCGAGCGAGGAAAUGUUGGCCGGUGUUAUUGCCCGACCUGUGGAUCCGCCGAUGCCUGGAUCCGUUCGUACCGGUCACGAAGGCUUCGAUAACGCCGUUGGGUUCGCUACGCAAGCCUUUUCGGCCGCUCGCGCUCUUUCUCAAGGCCGCAAUGUGGGAGCUGCGCUUGAGGGUGGAUGGGGAUAUGACACCUGAGCCCGCACCUAAGCAGCAUGCACAGUUGUACCGCUCUUUCCAUCUCUUUGCCCUCAUGCUAUCACUACGUUUUCGUUACUCUCCCAGCGAGCAUGAAUGUCGAGAAUAUGCUCGCGUCUGUCCCUUGAUUUCCUUUCCGCGUUCAAUCUGCUUUUUCCUUGCAUGCCUUAGUAAACACUUCAAUGAAUCUAACACGGUCUCCUUGAGAAUGUGCGAACCCCGCGUAGCAGUGUCUGGAGUCAAUACAUCAAUGCUCCACUAUUGAAACAACU